This is a messenger RNA of Peronospora farinosa, 1134 nucleotides long. Lineage: Eukaryota; Oomycota; Peronosporomycetes; Peronosporales; Peronosporaceae. The record is from the annotation of a GenBank genome assembly.
AUGUGGUCAGCGUUCAAGGAGACGGCAUGUGGAUUCGCACGCCGUCAUAAGAAGCUCCUAGUCGUAACAGGUGUAAGUGCAGCAUGUGCAGGAGGUGCGUAUUAUGCGUACAAAAGAAUGCUGAAUGAAGCUGAGCGAUUAACAAAGCAGAUCCAGGAGCAAAUGGUCGAGCAUCAGCGUUUGCAAUUGGCUCUCAGCAGUACAACAGACGAAAGUCGCGCAACUGUACGACGUUUUCUACCGCGACUUAAGACGCAAUUGUAUCAUCUUUUGGAUCUUGAGAACGUGGUACAAGAGCUUAAAAGGCUUGACAAGACACAAAAGAAUGAACGGAAUGCGCUCUGGGAAGACGCCAAGUUACUGGCGUUUACGCGUUACUUCACAACGCUCGUGGCGUUUGGAUUGUGGCAUUUACUGGUAUUUGCCCAAGUUUCUAUCAUUGGAAAGAGAGUUUUUGACAAGAACACGCGACUAGUGAGGCUAGUAAAUCACAAGGGGUUGAGCAAACUGAAGACUCAUGUGGAGACUGUAGUGAGCAAAAAUACGCAAUUACAGACGUGGCAAGUCAGUUGCAAAGCAACGGUGAGAGCUGAUGAGCUCAAUGAAUUAUUGCAGACAUUGUUCUUGGCGGUAAUGCCGUCACUGACUGCAGUAGCAGCAGCGGAAAAGCACGAAGAAUCGACAGAAUUGAACAUGUGGAGAGAAUUUUUGAUCUAUCCAGACAAGCAAAAGGACCAGGACGAACAUGUGAUUUGUCUUCUCAACGACUUGUGGGAUCUACUGGAAAGUGAUCUCUUUAUGCCUGCACUGCAGCAUAGCUUGAGGUUUUUGUGUGGCAAUGCCUUCCAGGACCUUGAUGAUGUCGUUUAUGGACCGAGUAAACAGGAAUGUCGUGUUGUCGAGGAUAACGCUGCCGAGCUGCCUGAGAAGAAACCGGCGCCGCCUCUUGCGAAGCUCAUUCCGUGUCUGCAAGCAGAGACGAACAAGCUUUUGCUGCCUUCAGGCGGACCCAAUAGCUACGCUGCCAAGUAUUCGCAAGGCGUAGAGGAGAUGGAGGCGUUCCGGAACUUCUACGAGGCUAUUUUUUUCGAGCAGAGUACUCAAGACUCGUAUAUGAAACCGAACAUCAUUUAA